AUGAAGCUUUUCAUUCCUACCAUGAUCGCCGGUGUGGCACUUACUCUUGAGUACGCAAAUGCUCUGAACGUCAAAAUCUUCGGUUGCGAAUACAGUCCUCGCAAGGGACCCGAAUGGGCUGCUGACAAUGAAAAGUGCAAGUCCGAAGAUGAGGUGGAAAAGGACAUGAAAGCACUGGCGACCAUCACGGACAAAGUUCGUAUCAACUCCUUGUUGGACUGCAAUGUGUCCUCGAUCGUCCUGCCUACUGCCAAAAAAGCUGGUCUCCAAGUGCACCUCGGUAUCUGGAUGUCUUCGGGCGAGCAAGAAUGGCAACUUGAAAAGGACCAGUUUUCUAGUCUUCUUAAGUCGGGCAUGUUUGACAAAAACAUUAUCGCUGUGGAUGUUGGUAGCCAAGCUAUCUCUCGUGAGCAAGUCGACACAGAUCUUGCCAUUUCCCAAAUGAAAACAAUUCGGGACCAAAUUCGCGAAAGCGGCUUUAACACCCCAGUCACGAUUGCUGAAACGAUUGAUACUUAUGUGGCCAAUCCAAAGCUUAUCCAAGCGGUAGACUUCGUCAACGUCAUCCAUUUUCCUAUUUGGGACCGCGUUGCCAGCAAUGAAGGUGCUUCAAAGAUGCUUGACCGUCUGAGGUCCUUACGUAUGACGGCUGCCUUGGCGAACAAGAAAACUCAAAUCGCGUCGACGGGUUGGAGUUCAAAUGGAUCGGAUCCAAAUGCGGCUACCGCCACUCCACAAGACCAAGCCCGAUAUCUGUCUGACAUACACCAAAUGUCCGUCGCAAACGAUAUCCCCUUCUACUGGUACACCUACAUCGACCAGCCAUGGCGUGUGAAAGAGAUUGAGGCGAAUUUCGGCCUCUUUUCGGUGAACAAUACCCUUAAAUCCAACAUCGACAACUUGAACAUCACCCUGCUGGACCCGUUCCUGAUUCAGAAUGAAGCGACAAGUUUGUACUUGUCCGAAUCCACGAACGAGGUGUACAUGUGGGAGAAGUCGAAGGAAUACAUGGCCACUGAAGAACAGGUGUGGUUCUGGAAUCCUGCUACGCAGCAGUUGCGUUGCCUGAGUAACUUCCAAUGCCUUGACGCCUAUCAGCCUCAAGACCGCGGAUUCGUCCACAUGUUUCCUUGUAUCGACACCGAAGGUAACCAGAAAUGGAGAUUUGACAACAAAACCAACCAACUCCAGCAUAUCACUCACAAUGGCCUCUGUCUGGAUAUCGACACGGAACGCUCGAACCGCAUCCAGAUCUUCACGUGCUCAAACAAGACCAUGACGCAGAAAUGGGAUUUUAUUGAGAAGGCCAGUGCUUACUAA
Plasmopara halstedii is the source of this 1320-nucleotide messenger RNA. Its product is annotated as ricin b lectin-like protein. The transcript has a single exon. The record is from RefSeq and is a predicted model, not a curated record. Bases 1 to 1320 code for a protein of 439 amino acids. NCBI's taxonomy places the organism in Eukaryota, Oomycota, Peronosporomycetes, Peronosporales, Peronosporaceae.